Molecule: messenger RNA, 675 nt
Organism: Fusarium oxysporum Fo47
Lineage: Eukaryota; Fungi; Ascomycota; Sordariomycetes; Hypocreales; Nectriaceae
Product: ribonuclease E inhibitor RraA/Dimethylmenaquinone methyltransferase
Exons: 5
Coding region: 1-675 (224 amino acids)
Source: RefSeq, a predicted model, not a curated record
AUGGCAUCUUCAGACCUUUCGCUGGCCGAAAAGCUUCGCUCCUAUUCCACAUGCGAUGUAUCAGACGCAUUGCUCAAAGUGGGCGUUCCUCAUGGCGGUUUUCUUCCCAACUUGAGCAUGUGGUCACCUCUACGACAAGAGGGUGAUAGACAGCUCAUUGGACCUGCAUACACUGUCAAGUUUGUCCGCAACACUCAGACCAACGCACCAAAGCUCAAGGAGCAUUAUAUUGAUACUAUCCCAAAAGAUCACGUUGUCUUUAUCUCAGCGCCCCAUGGUAUCUUCAACGCUGUAUAUGGUGGUCUGAUGAGCACCCGUGCCAAGUACUCUGGAGCCGUCGGCACGGUUGUCGACGGUACUUUUCGAGAUUUGCAGGAUCAUCGCAAAUUAGACUAUCCAGUCUUCGCUCGCAAUGUCGGUACGCCGAGCUUCUAUGAGGUUGCUCGCCCCAGUGAGGUUAAUGUGCCUGUGAAGUUACAGGAUCCUGCUCUUGAUGUGACUAUCAAUCCGGGCGAUAUCAUAUUUGGGGAUCUAAAUGGGGUUGUUUGCGUACCCAAGGAAGUGCUAUCCAAGAUUGUGGAGAUCUUGCCAGGGCAGGUUGAGGCUGAUGACAACAUGGCGGGGGAUAUCGCUCAGGGCAAGACGUUCACAGCUGCAAAGAAAGAGUAUCGUUGA